Messenger RNA from Drosophila obscura, 1802 nucleotides. It is a transcript of the gene Aldh7A1, whose product is annotated as putative aldehyde dehydrogenase family 7 member A1 homolog. Bases 107 to 1726 code for a protein of 539 amino acids. Gene Ontology annotation, molecular function: aldehyde dehydrogenase (NAD+) activity. NCBI's taxonomy places the organism in Eukaryota, Metazoa, Arthropoda, Insecta, Diptera, Drosophilidae. The record is from RefSeq and is a predicted model, not a curated record. The transcript is spliced from 2 exons.
GGCCGGGCGGCAGAGAGGUGCCUGUUAAGCACUCGGCGCAUUUAGUUGAUAAUUGACCAGCGACGUGGGCAGACGAGGAUACGAAUACACUUUGGGGCACACAAUCAUGAUCGCACAUUUGAGACACCUCACGAGGCUGGCCGGUCGCGGACACAGCCGCCUGGCCUCCUCCUCCUCCGCAUCCACAUCCUAUCUGAUCGAUCAGCCGGAGUACAGUUUCCUUAAGGAGCUGGGCCUGGAGCGUAACAAUCCCGGCGUCUACUCGGGCCAUUGGCAGGGGCGUGGACAGACCAUCACCAGCUACGAUCCCGGCACUGGCCAGGCCAUUGCCACAGUGCGUCAGGGCAAUGUCCAGGAGCUGCAGCAGACCAUCGGCCUGGGCGUGGAGGCCUACAAGCAGUGGCGUCAGGUGCCCGCCCCAGUACGUGGCGAGAUCGUACGUCAAAUCGGCGACGAGCUGAGGAAGUACAAGGAGCCACUCGGGAAGCUGGUCUCCCUGGAGGUGGGCAAGAUCUACAGCGAGGGUCAGGGCGAAGUGCAGGAGUUCAUCGACAUCUGCGACUAUGCGGUGGGUCUGUCGCGGAUCUACUCGGGCCAACUGAUCAACUCGGAGCGUGCCGAUCAUACGAUUCUGGAGGCUUGGCGUCCCCUGGGCCUUGUGGGUGUGAUCUCCGCCUAUAACUUCCCCAAUGCCGUUUUUGGCUGGAAUGCCGCCAUUGCUCUGACCACCGGCAACAGUGUGCUCUGGAAGGGCGCUCCCAGCACGCCUCUGGUCUCGGUGGCCACCACCAAAAUCGUUGCCGAUGUCCUGCGUCGCAACAACCUGCCGCCCGUCGUGACGCUCUGCCAGGGUGGCACCGAUGUUGGCCAGUCCCUGGUGGCGGACAAGCGCGUCAAUUUGGUCUCCUUUACGGGUAGCUGCAAAACGGGCCAGGAUGUGGGUGUGGAGGUGCAGCGACGCUUCGGCAAGGUGAUCCUCGAGUUGGGCGGCAACAACGCUUUGAUCAUUGAUUCCUCGGCUAAUGUGAAAAUGGCAUUGGAUGCGGCUCUGUUCGGCUGCAUCGGCACCAGCGGACAGCGCUGCACCACCACCAGGCGCAUCAUUGUCCACGAGCAGCUGCAUGACCAGUUCGUGACGUCUUUGGUGGCCAAGUACAAGCAGCUGAUACCCAAGAUUGGACACCAGUUGGAUGCGCAGACGCUGGUGGGGCCCGUGCACACACAGCAGAAUGUGGAUAGCUACAGGACCACCAUUGAGGAGGCCAAGGCCUUGGGCGGAACUGUGGCAUUUGGUGGCAAGGUUCUGGAGCGAUCCGGAUACUAUGUGGAGCCCACAAUCAUCACGGGACUGGCUCACGAUGCCAGCGUUGUGCAUCGCGAAACGUUCGCACCCAUCGUGUAUGUGCUGAAGGCAAAGAAUGUCGACGAGGCCAUCUCCUGGAACAACGAGGUCGAGCAGGGUCUCUCCUCGGCCAUCUUCACCGAGAACAUCAGUCAGGCGUUCAAGUGGAUCGGUGCACGGGGCUCCGACUGCGGCAUUGUGAACAUCAACACCACCACAAAUGGAGCUGAAAUCGGCGGAGCGUUCGGUGGAGAGAAGGCAACCGGGGGCGGUCGAGAGUCCGGCUCGGAUGCCUGGAAGCAGUACUGCAAGCGGGCAACCAUCACAGUCAACCAUUCCGGCGAACUGGCCUGCGCCCAGGGCGUUGUCUUCAAUGUGGAGUAGAAGAGAUGUUCGAUUUAAAAGCUUUCCUAUAUUGUUAGAAAUGUUUGUAAAAUAUAAAUGUAAUGUCCAAUGAAAA